This is a messenger RNA of Rodentolepis nana, 2418 nucleotides long. NCBI's taxonomy places the organism in Eukaryota, Metazoa, Platyhelminthes, Cestoda, Cyclophyllidea, Hymenolepididae. The record is from the annotation of a GenBank genome assembly.
GGUGAAGGCUCAGUCAUAUUGGAAUUAAAGAGGUUUACACAUGAGUAAUUCAUUUUUUAUAUAACUUUCAGUAUCGUUGAGGCAAUUAUCAACUAUGCGUAUACUGGGAGAUUGUUGAUAACUUCUGAAAACGUUCUAAGACUGUUUCUAAUUGGGCAUAGUCUCGGUUCUCAAAAAAUAAUUUCGUGGUGCAUUGAAUAUCUUAAAACAAGGUAGGCUAAUAUUACUCAUUUGGACCUCAAAAGAAUAUCUCUAGAGAAUGUUAUAGCUAUUUGGUCCGCAGCUAAUUCAACGGAGAAUGAAGAGCUUAUUGAUCUGUGCUUGCCUACUAUAACAACAAACUUUGCAGAACUCUAUCAGAAAAAAAAUUUUUUGGCCAAAACUACAUCAAAUUCUUUGAAAUUCAUUUUUAAAAGAAUUUUACAAGCAGAAGACUUGAAACUUCAGGCAACUUUGGAAUGGUUGAAUUCUGGUGUUGAAGAGGCUGACCUAAAUGAAAGAGUUCGAGAUUUCAAAACAGUGAUCUCCACCAUUAAUCUGACUGAUGUUACUAGGACGAUUCUGAUGCAAAUGUGGCACUCCGAGACUGUGGUUGGAUCUAUCCAGCAAUGUAGGCAAGUAAUUCUUAUAAAAAUGCGUUUAUGCGAUGGAAAGAACUAUCUUGUUCGGUCCUGGAUUCGCACUCAAUAUGCUACACAUGGCAAUAAUUUCGAUGGCGUUCUAGAGGGUCAACAUCAGGGAAAUAGUAAUAGGAUAUUCGUAUAUGGUUGGGAAAAGUCAACAAAAAGCUGGAUGAUAUCAUCUAUUCCUCAGCUGCAACCAGAAAUAUCAAUUAGUAUUCGCGUGCCUUUUAGCGGAGAAUCAGUCAUUUGCGGAGAUAAAGUAUUUAUUUUUGGUGCAUACAACGCCAAAGAUUCAUUGAUAACUGUCGAUCUCUCAUCUGGUGAAACUUUCGAGCCACCUGUAUUUCCACAACCACGAAAUGACUAUUCAGUCGCCGUUAAAGAUGAAUUCAUUUUCUUAUUUGGUGGACAUUAUGAGGGAAAAUGUCUUCAAGACUGCGAAAAACUCGAUACUUUAAAUAAUACAAUAGUUAAAUCGGAAAAUAUGUUGAAUUUACGCUUUGGAAGUUCGGCAUUAAAUAUUCCUGGAAUGGGAAUAGUCGUUGUUGGCGGAUGUGACAGGGUUGGAAGUACUUUACCGACACUCAGAAGUAUUGAAAUGCUGAUAGAGGUUGAUGGUGAAGGAAGUGAAAGUAAAUGGAUUGAAUUUCCGCCAAUGUUAAAGGAGCGCUAUCGACCAGGAGUUGCUUUGUUCCAGGGAUUUAUCGUUGUCGCAGGAGGCGACACCAAUUUCAGUGUCGAAUAUUAUCCCUUAACCGCUGGAGAUCAAGAACUAUCUCAAUGGACUUUCAUCAGUGCAAUUGACAGAUAUAAUUUGAAAAGAAUAUCUCUCGUCACGUUUAAUAACAGGCUGUUGCUAAGUUCGUUUAAUGACUCAGAGGGAAGCAUUUUCGAGCUUUCACAAGAUGAGGAGCCACUAUCGUGUACCGUUUUGGCGCAACACAUGAAAAUGUCUGCAAUUAUCGGUGAAGGCCAUUCUAAGAUCACAGACCUAGAUUCUCCCAUUAGCAAUACGGAACCCAAUAUAUCUAUUCCAAGUGAUUCUUCAAAUUAUGGGUCUAGUUCACUAGAAUUUAUUAUUCCUGAGAAGAAACAUCCUCGUAUGCAAAAUGCAACGUUUUGCGCUGAAUAUGUCAUAGGAUCAACCAAGCACACAAAUGAGGCCGAUUUUGCAUCUUCAGCUGCUGACAAGAAAAUUAACACGAAACCCCCUGAUUCGAUUUUUUUUGAUUUGAUCCACUGGAAGAACCCUCGAAUAUCGGCACUGGUUCUCUCUUUAAUUCUGACUCUCGAAAUGCUACUUCUUGUUUGUUCCAUAAUUUCAAUUUUAUCAAAUUUCUUCCUUCUACUUUUGCUCUCUUCUGUUGGUGCGCAUUUUUAUUUCCGAUCAAUCGGAUGCCCAGAAGAUAAUCCAUUAUGCUGCAUUCAGGCAUGGGAUUUCCGUCUUAGCCCAGUGACCUCUUCAAAACUUGCUCAAAUAAUUACAACUCGAGUAAAUAAUUUCAUUCAAUUCACGAUCGAUCUCUUCCUUAUUCGAAAUGUCUUCAACUCGCUUUGUGUAAGUUCAUUAUUAAUUGUCCCGAUAGGUUCAUGUUUUCGGCAGUUUGGCUUCCUACUCUAUGGAUUGGCCUACAUUGGACCUCAUUUCAAUUUCCCCACAUUUUGCAUUUUGAGUCCCACCUUAAUUGAUCUCCAUUACAGUGUUAUUGUUCGGAAUACCGAAACUACUGGAUCUCUGCAAGGUCGGCUUUCAAUUCACAAACCCUCACUGAAAGCUCUUUUAGGCCCAAAUUGA